UUUACCGUUGGACCGCGCCGACGGGCCGCACGGGACGCGCCCCAGCCCAAGCAAAUGACACGCGGGCCCCAUCUGCUGGUUACCCCACACGGCAGCGAGACCGGAACGAGUCCGCGAAGUGAGAGAGACCGGGAGAGGGCAGUAACUAUUCAUUGCUACAGGCGCGGGGGGCGAUCCAACGGCCAGAAUUUUUCACCGCAUCGAUCGAACGGUCUGAAACGCAUCAAGCAAAUUGAUCCAACGGCCAGAAAUCGCUAAUCGCUGAGAGCGUUCGGUAAGCGUCUGAAUCCUUAUUUCUCGAUAUGUACCAAUCGUGCCACAACAAUCAAUUCGUGAUGGCCAAGACAUCCCAAGGCAGGAAUAGAGGCUGGAUUUAGCCCAACGGUAAAAGACAGACACAGUAACUACGACAACUGGAUAGUAAAUAGUGUCCGAGCGAUCACAGCCGCCGAGCGACGCUAACAGCUGAUGGAGCGACGACGGCCGUCGGAUAGUCGCGAAGCGUUAACUGAAGAUGCGUUGCCGUUUACUGAAUAGUAUAUGGCGACCUGCGUCAGGUACCUGACAGCAACGCACCGCCGCCGCGAGCUACCGGCAGAAAGCAGCCCAAGCGAAAGCGAGCCGCCUGCCUGCCGGCGUGGCGCGGCGGUGCUCGUCACUCGUUUGCGUCUCCACCAUUGCUUAGGAUGAACUUGGCGAUAAGGAAGGUAUAACAGCACUGCGCAAAAGGCGAGAUUCCCUGCCUCCCCAGCCAUGCCAUGCCGCACCCCUCUCGGUGUCCGCCCCCGGUGGGCUUGGAAUCUCCCGUCCCUUUCGCUCUAUACAAGCCCCACUUCCUCCUCCCCUGCCCCAGCCCCCGCGCACGCCAUCUGUUCGACGUAUUGCCGACAUGGCGCUCCCUCGCGCGGGCGUCCUGAUCUUUGGUCUUCUGUGCGUGUUCCAACUGUCACAUUCAUCGUCAGACAAGGACGACUUCACCAAGGUCAGGGCGGUGAACUUGGGAGGCUGGCUGGUGGUGGAGGGGUGGAUCAAGCCUUCCUUGUUUGAUGGCAUCCCAAACGGGGACAUGCUGGAUGGCGUGCAGGUGCAGCUCAAGUCUGUUGCCCUCCAGAAGUACGUGAGUGCAGUUGGCGGUGGCGGUGGAAAUGUGAACGUGGACCAGGAUGCUGCUUCUACAUGGGAGACUUUCAAGCUGUGGAGAGUUUCUGAUAGUGAAUUUCAGUUCCGGUGCCUUAAUGGUCAGUUCUUAACAGCGAGUAAUCAGAAUGUGAUAUCAGCAACUGCAGAUUCACCAGGAGACUCCGAAACAUUUUAUAUCGAACGAAAUAAUACUAUGCUUCACAUCAAGCUUGUAAACGGGAGCUAUUUGCAGGUCACAAACAACAAUCAGCUUACUUCAAACUAUCGGUCCCAACCUGGAUGGGGUGAUGAUAUGGCAACAUUCCAAAUGACAAUAGCUGCCAACAACUUGCAUGGAGAUUACCAGCUUGCUAAUGGGUAUGGACCUGCGCAGGCAAAAGCAGUCUUGACUGAACACCGAAAGAGCUUUGUUACUGGAAAUGACUUCCUUAUCCUCUCGCAAAACGGUAUAAAUGCGGUCAGGAUUCCAGUUGGAUGGUGGAUUGCGUAUGAUCCUGAUCCACCCGCUCCAUUUAUUGGUGGCUCCCUUGAGAACCUUGAUAGAGCAUUCUACUGGGCACAGGUUUAUGGCUUGAAGUGCAUCAUCGAUCUUCAUGCGGCUCCUGGAUCUCAAAACGGAAUGGAGCACAGUGCUAGUAGGGAUGGUUCAGUAGAUUGGCCUUCAGAGGUUAACAUACAGAAAACUCUGGAUGUCAUUAAAUUUUUAGCUCAAAGGUAUGCAGACGAUUCCUCGCUUCUAGGUAUUGAGCUUCUGAACGAGCCUUCUGCAGGAGCAGUCCCACUAGACACUCUAGUGUCGUAUUACAAAAGAGGCUACAAAAUUGUACGAAGUUAUUCGGAGACAGCUUAUGUUAUAUUCUGCCAGAGGAUAGGGAAUGCAGACCCAAUGGAGCUUUAUCAGGCUGAUCUGGGCCCAACUAACACUGUUGUUGACUUGCAUUACUACAAUCUGUUUGAUCCUUAUUAUGAGAAGCUUAAUGCAACAGAGAACAUACGGUUCGUUUACGAAAAGAGACUGCCUCAGGUGCGGGCCUUGAACAGCGCAAAUGGACCUCUUGUUUUUGUCGGAGAGUGGGUGAAUGAAUGGAAUGCGGCAAAUGCUUCACAGAUUCAAUACCGAUCUUUUGGAAAAGCUCAAUUGGAGGUCUUCGGAGAAGCCUCCUUUGGCUGGUCUUAUUGGACAGUCAGGUGCAACAGCGUGCACUGGGAUUAUGAAUGGAACGUAAGGAAUAGGUAUCUUCUUAUUGGGGGUUCGCCAUUACAAAGAGCAAAUUACAUGAUGCUUGUGGCAGGAUGUCUUGUGUAUCUUUUGUUAUUGACGUUGAUACAAUAGACAUAUGGCAAAAAAAAAUAGUCCACAUUUGACAGGAAGAUUUAUUGAAGCGUCAAAGACAA
Triticum dicoccoides is the source of this 2535-nucleotide messenger RNA. RefSeq names its product probable glucan 1,3-beta-glucosidase A. Gene Ontology annotation, biological process: polysaccharide catabolic process; establishment or maintenance of cell polarity; actin filament bundle assembly. The record is from RefSeq and is a predicted model, not a curated record. Gene Ontology annotation, molecular function: hydrolase activity, hydrolyzing O-glycosyl compounds; actin filament binding. Lineage: Eukaryota; Viridiplantae; Streptophyta; Magnoliopsida; Poales; Poaceae. The transcript is spliced from 10 exons. The coding region runs from base 890 to 2473 and encodes 527 amino acids. Gene Ontology annotation, cellular component: actin cytoskeleton; cytoplasm.